GAGUAACCUCAAUUUUCACAAGUGCAUUUUAACACUCGGCAAAAUUCAUGAUUAUUUUCGAUAAAAAUAGGGUCAAAUCUGGUGAUAUGUUCACCUUUUUGCGCGUCUCAAAAACAAAAUUCCGGGGUAGUGAAGAUCAAAUCCGCGGCAUUAUUAUCUAGCUGUAUAAAUAGGACGGGGCUUCCGAACAGCUGAAACAGAUCUGGGACAUUAAGAAAAUAGACAUGUUAAAGAUCUUUUUAUUGGCGGCCGUUUCAGCAGUCGCAUUGGCAGAUGAUUCCUAUGUUGUGCUGACACCAAGUAGUUUUCGAGGUGGCAUUCCUCUGAGUGUCAGUGUAAAUAUUCUUAAGGCGACUGCGCCGGUAAGUGUAACAGCAACAUUGGUCAAUGAGGGCAAAAAGACAACCGUCGCUUCCGUUACUGGAUCAUUUACACAAGGGACACCUGGAACACUUCAGCUACAGGUUGCAGAUGACGUCCACGCUGGUUCAUACAAAUUACACGUAGCUGGUACCGGAGGGGCGACAUUCAAAAAUGAAACCACCAUAUCGUUUGAAAGCAAAAGCAUAUCCCUCUUCAUACAGACGGACAAGGCCAUGUACAAACCAGGGCAGACUGUCAAUUUCCGAGCUUUUGCAGUGUUUCCUAACUUGACAGUUUACACGGGGCCAAUGGACAUUGAUAUAUAUGAUCCCGCCACAAAUAAGAUCAAGCAGUGGAAAGGAUUAACGGACGCAAGCGGUGUUGUUACAAAAUUUAUGAUUAUGGACAGUCAACCUGUGUUGGGAGAUUGGAAAAUUAAAGUUGUAGCUCAUGGGCGAUCUGAAGAAAAGCUGUUUACAGUUGCUCACUACGUUCUGCCCAAAUUUGAAGUGACAGUGGAACUACCAACAUAUAUGCUGACAUCAGACGACAGCAUAACAGGAAAAGUUAAGGCCACAUACACAUACGGUAAACCAGUGAAAGGUACUGUGGACAUAAGAGUCAAGGUAGACCAUUGGUACAGACCAUAUAAUUACCAUGGAGACGAACCACAGAUUUCACAGUCUUUGACGAUUGAUGGAGAAGCAUCUUUCACAGUGCCUCUAGAUCUGAUCAAGCAAGCGAACCGUUACUUGACUGGUCGCUCACUGGUCGUAGAAGCAAAUGUUACUGAGAGUUUGAACAGUAUAACACUGAGCGGUGACAGUAAAGUAACACUCUAUCAGCAUGCUGUCAAGCUGGAAUUCCUACAGUCAAACCCUAACACCUUCAAACCUGGACUACCAUACACAGCUUACUUGAAAGUAGUUCAGCAAGACGACACACCCAUUACAGGAAAACGUCAAACACUUACUGUAAAAGUUCAGUCGACCUAUGAGGAAGAAGUAACUGGCACCACUCCGUACCCCUGGUUCAGCCCCCGGCAGCACUCUUACUACAUGCCAGAGCAGACAUUUACCGUGCCAGACACAGCAAUAGUGCCCAUCCAGGUGGACAUCCCAGACAACUCAACGCAUAUCAGUGUAGAUGCACACUACGGAAAUGUCAGUUCUAGGCUAAGUCUCUCAAAGAGUUAUUCUCCCAGUGAUAACUACAUGCAGCUCUUCCUUAAAUCAUCAAAUCUCAGGCCUGGGCAAACCGCAACAUUUGACAUCAAAUCAACAGAAUCCGUCCCAAGUGCUGUGUAUCAGGUUAUGUCUCGUGGUUCUGUUGUUGCGGCUGGAAGCUUUACAGGAAAUACUUUCAACAUUCCUAUAGAUUCCGAUAUGGCACCUAACGCUAGAAUCAUUGUGUAUUAUGUCCGAACUGAUGGAGAGGUUGUGACAGACAGCAUUAGCUUUGAUGUAGAUGGCGCUUUCCAAAACGAAGUUACAAUCGACUUUGACAAAACGAAAGCCCAACCAGGAGAAAAUGUCAACGUCAUUGUAAAAGCAGAUCCAAUGUCUGUCGUAAAUCUGUUGGCAGUUGAUCAGAGUGUUCUUCUUUUGAAGUCAGGAAAUGACGUCACAGCGUCUGAGGUGAUUGACGAACUGAAAUCCUAUGACACAAUAAAACAUGCCAGAUCACCACCAUUUUGCUGCGACUUUAUGCCUAUGGCAGUUAACCGCCGAAAGAGGAUGGCAAUAUGGUGGCCAUAUCCAGUCUACUAUGGAGGAUCAGAUGCACAGGCAAUCUUUGAUAAUUCUGGCGUUAGAGUGAUGACAGAUGCAUUAGUAUAUCACCAUGUGGAACAACACUACUUUCCAUAUCUGUCAGGAGGUGGAGGUGGAGGUUUCCUACUGGCUUCUCUUGGUGGUAACCCUCUCGCCGGAGGGGGAAUGCCCGUUCCAGCACCUUCUAUGAUAAAUUCGGCCAGUGGGCCACAGAAAAUGUCGGAUAAAAUUAGAAGCGUUUUUCCAGAAACAUGGCUAUGGAGUAACUCGUCUGUUGGAGCUGAUGGUACAACAACAGUUAGUACUACCGUUCCGGACACGAUUACGUCAUGGAUCGCCAGCGCUUUUGCUGUAAACUCUGUGUCUGGUUUGGGCGUAGCAUCUUCCACUGCAAAGAUUGAAGCUUUUAAGCCGUUUUUCGUGAGUUUGAACUUGCCAUAUUCAGUGGUGAGAGGAGAGCAGCUCGCUUUACAGGCAAACGUGUUCAACUACAUGUCCCAAGAUCUUGAUGUUAUUGUGACGCUGGAGCAGUCUAAUGACUUUAAAAAUGUCAUCGUCGAUACCUCUGGAACAGUACAGUAUGCUUCGCAACAACAACAAGAAACAGUUCAUGUUGCAGCGGGAGCAGCAAAGAGCGUAUUUUUCCCUAUAGUUCCUGCAGCUCUCGGUAAGAUACCUCUCACAGUGAAGGCCCAGUCCGUUCUUGCUGCUGAUGGUGUACGCAGACAAUUGUUGGUUGAGCCUGAGGGCGUGGCCAAGGAAUACAGCAACCCAAUAUUGAUAGACCUGAAGAACGCAACUUCAUUCAGUACAGAUGUCGCACUGUCUCUCCCAGCUGGUGUCGUUGCCGGAUCACAGAGGGUUGUAGUCUCAGCUAUUGGUGACUUGAUGGGACCAACUGUAAACAAUCUCGACAAAUUACUGCGCAUGCCCACCGGGUGUGGCGAGCAGACAAUGCUUGGAUUUGCUCCAGAUGUUUUCGUGACUAAUUAUCUGACAGCAACAAGUCAGCUCACUGGUGAUAUUGAGGAGAAGGCAAUCAAUUUCUUAGAGAAAGGAUAUCAGAGAGAGCUCACGUUCCAGCAUAAAGAUGGCUCAUUCAGCGCCUUUGGUGACAGAGACAAGUCCGGAAGCAUGUGGCUGUCGGCAUUCGUAACAAAGUCAUUCCACCAGGCAAAGAAGCAAAUUUUUAUUGACGAUGAAACAAUUAAACGGGCUCUAGACUGGAUGAUAAGCAGACAAAAUUCUGAUGGUUCAUUCCCGGAACCAGGACGUGUUAUCCACAAAGACAUGCAGGGAGGUUCUGCAUCAGGGCUGGGACUCACAGCUUUUGUUCUGAUUUCACUGCUGGAGAAUAACGAUCUAGGAGGUAGUAUUCAGCAGAGAAUCAACAAAGCCGUUACUAUGGCAACAGGUUACGUUGAGUCCCAGUUGUCCACUACAUCAGAUGACUACGCUUUGGCUAUCAGCAGCUACGCUCUCCGCCUUGCUAAAAGCUCCCAUGCCGAUGCCGCCUACACCAAACUCAACAACGAUGCCAUUGUAAAAGGUGGAAUGCGCCACUGGCACAAGGCCCAGACAAGUACUUCCAGUCAUCACUACUGGAGACCAUCUCAUUCUCAAGCUAAUCCUAUUGACAUUGAAAUGACGUCAUAUGCAUUGCUCGUGCAGGCGGCAAAACAAGACUUCGCUAAUGGUAUCCCUAUUAUGAAGUGGAUAACCUCACAGAGAAACUCUAAUGGUGGAUUUGCCUCGACACAGGACACUGUUAUUGGACUACAAGCGCUAUCAGAGUUUGCAGGCAUGUCGUAUUCUGACAGUUUUGAUAUUCAAGCCACAAUCACAGCUGGAACAUUUACUCAUAAAUUCUCCAUCAACAAACAGAACGCCCUACUUCUUCAGACAGUUGUACUUCCAUCCAUUCCUAGUCAGGUGUCCGUUACUGCAACUGGACACGGCAUGGCACUUGUUGAUAUCAACCUGUCAUUCCACGUAGAACAGGAGAUUGAAGAAAAAUCAUUCGAUAUCACUGUAACCAUGGUACAGGAAACUAUUGACUUCCUCUCAAUCAAGACAUGUGCAGCUUGGUUGAAGACAGGAGCGAGCGGUAUGACGGUACAAGAAUUCGGCAUACCGUCUGGGUUUGAGGCGGAUCUUGAGAGUAUCGCUGGUAUUGCAGAGAUUAAGAAGGUCGAGACUGAAGACAGAAAAGUUAUCCUAUACUUCGACGAGAUUACAACAAAGCCAGUCUGUCUUACUAUGGAUGUGAUCCGAACUGGUAUGGUAGCAAAAUCCCAACCAGCGACGGUCAGAGUGUAUGACUAUUACCAGCCAAGCAACCAAGUGACUGCAUUCUAUCAAUCUCACGUGCUUAAGAACGCAGAUAUCUGUGACGUAUGCAAAGAUUGCGGAUGCAAGAGUGCCAGAAGGUAGUUGUACAGUUGAAAACACACAAAAUUACCUUUAUGCAUCAGUAAAGUGCUUUUACAGAGACAGAAUUCAUACUUCUUGUUUUGAAAGUGACUCAUUUCAUAUUUGUGUGUCAACAAACACUGUUAUCACCGAAUGAUACUUGGCUUUGUUCUUUCCUUACGCCUACAUGUAAAAAGACAUUUAGAUUUUUUUACAAGUUCAAUGAUAAUUGGUGCUUUUGCUUUCUAUAUGACUAAAAACAAUUGAAUUAUUUACUAGAUUAAUGGGGUUUGGUGUUUUGUGCUUUCUUUAUUUCAGUUAUUUACUAGUUCAAUGAUACUUAGCGUUUGUGCUUUCUUUUACAGAAUUUCCUUUAUGUAAUUUCUUUGCAUUAUUCCAUUUUUGUGUUUAUACUUCACAAAUAAAAUUGCUCUGUUUUUGA
This is a messenger RNA of Mercenaria mercenaria, 4989 nucleotides long. RefSeq names its product CD109 antigen-like. The coding region runs from base 225 to 4568 and encodes 1447 amino acids. Gene Ontology annotation, cellular component: extracellular region. Gene Ontology annotation, molecular function: endopeptidase inhibitor activity. The transcript is spliced from 37 exons. The record is from RefSeq and is a predicted model, not a curated record. Lineage: Eukaryota; Metazoa; Mollusca; Bivalvia; Venerida; Veneridae.